Molecule: messenger RNA, 1588 nt
Organism: Cotesia glomerata
Lineage: Eukaryota; Metazoa; Arthropoda; Insecta; Hymenoptera; Braconidae
Product: F-box/WD repeat-containing protein 9-like
Exons: 7
Coding region: 213-1463 (416 amino acids)
Molecular function (GO): protein binding
Source: RefSeq, a predicted model, not a curated record
AUUGGAAAGUUGAUCUUAAAAAAAAGACACAAGUAAACACAUUGAGAAAAAAGUUAAUAAUAAAAUUUUAUUAAUUUUUUCAUUUAAUGAUAAAUAAAAAAAAUAUUGUUAUUGAUUAGGACAUAAUAGUUAUUCUGUGAUUGGAUAUAUAUUUUAUUAUUGUUACUAUAAAAUUCGAAUGAAACACAUUUAUUUAACCAUAAAUUGUAAACAUGUCAAAUACGGUCGACGAUAAAGACAAUGACAUUUCGUCAGAAGAUAAUUCACAAGAUGAUUUGUGUGAUAGAAUAACUCUCCAAGAACUUCCAAUAGAGAUAUUUCUCCACAUAUGUUCAUUCCUGGAUGCAUCAACGCUGGUUCAUCGUUUGGGGAUGACAUGCAAGCAGUUUUAUAAUAUUUUACAUGAUGAUUCAUUAUGGAAAGCUAGGAUCAGUCGUGUGUGGCCAAACUCACGGUUUCCAAUUUUACCUCCUGAUGAAAAUGAUAAAUUAUUUUGGAAAUUGUCCUGUGUCGCUGUUGAACGUCAAUCGUAUUUAUGGAGAAAUGUUGAAACCUUUGAUAAUUUUUCACUUGAAGAUGGACAUUAUGGUACCGUAGAUGGAUUAUUACUGAUGGAUAGUGGUCAAAUUUGCAUUUCUUCUGGACGUGACAGAUCGUUGAUAUGCUGGAGGCUGAAAUCUGCUGAGCAUGAAGAGAAAAUUCGAAUGCAUCAAAGCUUCGGACAUGAUGGAUGGAUCCGCGAUAUAACAUUAAUGCAUAAUAAACUUUACAGCUGCAGUUGGGAUCAGAGAGUUAUAGAAUGGGGCUUAUCAAACGUUGACAUUAAUUUUGUAAAUAAAAUUGAAUUAUUCAGAGAUAAAACGAGUGCAUUGCUGUGUAUCGCUUCGAACCCAGAGCUCAAUUUAUUAGCAACAGGGUCGUUUACUAAAACGAUUUCUGUGUUAGAUCCGCGAAAGCAAUCACCUCUCGUUAAUGAAUAUCAAGCUCAUCAAGGGCCUGUACUUAAAGUUAAGAUGAACUCUCAGUACAUUGUAUCAGCAAGUGAAGACAAGCGUAUAACUAUUUGGGAUCAACGAGCUCAAAAAAUACUCAAAAAAAUAAUGAUUUCAAAAGAGUCAUUUCCAAUGAGUAUGUUUAUGUACAAAGACACUGUAUAUAUUGGAGAUAGCGCUGCUAAUAUUCAUAUAUUAGAUAUACACAAAGAAUUUGAUAUUAUUCGAACUUACGAGACUGAACAUACUAAAGGAAUUACGGGCAUUCAUGUCACACCCGGAAGUAUUUUAACCAGUUCAUUAGACUCUACUGUUAGAAUUUCAAGUCCGACUGAUCCACCUCGACAAUUCACCAUCUUACAAUCUCGUCAUGGCGAUAUCGCUGGGAUAGAAUACCAGAACGAAGUACUUGCCGUAUGUGGUGAUAGCGCAAUCCAAAUAUGGAGACCUACGACUGAACACGCCUGCUAAUAUUUAUACAGAAAUUUUAUUGAAAUUUGACUGCCAAAAUUAAUUUAAUAUGUACUGAUGUUCAAUACGUUUGCUUUUUCCAUUUUUUAAAUCAAUUUUUCAUUAAUAAUGUUAGCCUUCUUUUC